Pistacia vera is the source of this 1203-nucleotide messenger RNA. RefSeq names its product kanadaptin. The transcript is spliced from 7 exons. Gene Ontology annotation, molecular function: protein binding. The record is from RefSeq and is a predicted model, not a curated record. The coding region runs from base 125 to 1102 and encodes 325 amino acids. Lineage: Eukaryota; Viridiplantae; Streptophyta; Magnoliopsida; Sapindales; Anacardiaceae.
CCGGUCAAUAUCAGACCCAACCCGCCGUAUCGCCGGCUUUGUAAAUUGCCAUCGGCCAUAGUAAAUCUGCUAACACUGUAAACCAGUCUAACGCAAAAAUUUCUUCGUUCAAAUUUUUGACACAAUGACGACAACCAACAUUCCUUCUCCACCGCCCAAACCCCCAGCCGAGGAAUCGGCCACCUCUUCAACAUCAACAACGACGACGACGACAGCACCUACGGCCACGUCCCCUCCCAAAAAUUCUAACCCUAAACCGAUUUCUGAAAACCCCUUAGUCGAUACUCAGCAACAAGACCAAUCAAAUUCCGUCACUCAGCAUGGCUUCGUGCCCUACAAGAUUCCUGAAUGGAGUGGACCCCCCUGUCAUAAAUUCUACUUCGAGGUCCUCCAGGAUGGCUCCAUCGUUGAUCAAUUCGACGUGUGCAAGAAGGGGGCUUACAUGUUUGGACGUGCAGAACUCUGUGAUUUUGUUCUUGAGCACCCUACUAUUUCUGGUUUUCAUGCAGUUAUUCAGUUUAAGAAAAGUGGAGAUGCAUAUCUUUAUGAUGUCGGCAGUACUCAUGGUACUUUUAUUAACAAGAACCAGGUUCAGAAAAGGGUUUAUGUGGACCUACAUGUUGGUGAUGUCGUUCGUUUUGGCCAGUCAUCUCGAUUGUACAUUUUUCAAGGACCAUCUGGCUUGAUGCCACCAUUACUCAAUGAGUCCCAACUCGGCAUAAUGGGGAAGGAGGAGGCUGAGUCGAAGGGGGGAGAUGAGCUGGCAGAGUCAUUGAAUGCUCUCUUCACCAGCAUAUCCACCAUGGUCAAAUCUGAACUCCAGGGGACGAACAAUACAUUAGAACUUUUGGAGAAGAUGAAUCUGAGAGUGGCAGAUGAGUACAAAGGGUUUGGUGAUGUGGCGUCUGGGUUAAGGGUUUUUGUAGAACAGUUGAAGUCGAAAAGUAGCAGCUUUGAUGAGUAUGUUCAGCAAAUUGAUGCAAUUGAGCAACAAGUCACUCAAUUUGAAGUCGUGAUAUCGAUGCUUGAUAAAUAUGUUUCUUUGUUAGAAUCCAAAAUGCAGUCUAUGUAUCAACAUCAACAUCCACCGUCAUCUUCAUGAAUCAAGCUUUUGAUGAUGGCUUGAAAUGAUUUUGUACAUUUUAGAUCCAAUAAAAUAUUGUUAUUUGUUUUACAUAAAUUUGUUGAGUUUUUGCAAGGACA